UGCAAAUUCUUUCACUUUAGUCAAAAGCCACACUGCCCCCCUAUGGGCCCCACUCUUCCCCACACACACACACACCACAUUUUCUCCAUCCAAUUUCUCCAUCAUCACCAACAGAUUUGAGAUUCCUCCAUCAAUCACCAGCACGAAUUGCUGCUAUAUUUCAUCAUCUUCAAACGCUCAUCAUUGCAUUUCUCCAACUGUAAAGCCACCAAAGGUACGAAACCCUAGAUCCGCCAUUUUUACACGCUUUUAAGCUUUUUUCUUCAUAUAUUCUGCAUAUUUCAUUCACAAUUGUCAACAAUUGAGAGCAAUUGAGAGUAUUAGUAUUAACAAUCAGCAAUCAACGAACAACGAACAUUAUGCCUUCACGGCAACCUGCUUUUACGCAUCAACAAUCAACGAAACACAGAGCGACGUUCAUCUUCAUUAUAAUAACCGUUUUUUCUUCAGUUUUGAUACUGUUUGGAGUUAUAUACUUGAUCUACUACGUAUAUUACUCGUUGAUUCAUCGUUCACGUACUAGUCCGCUCAAUUCAUGUCCUGUGUUCCUAAAACUACGUCGUUUCACCUACAAAGAGCUCGUUUCCGCCACUAACGGCUUCUCCGAUGAUAACUUCAUCGGAAAAGGCGGUUCCGGUACCGUGUACCGCGGUAUCCUCCGUAACGGAAAACUCGUUGCGGUUAAACUGCUUGAUUCCGAUUCGUUAGACGCUGAUCGUGAGUUUCAGAACGAGUUAAGGAUUCUCGGUGGAUUAGAGUCGCAAUUUGUUGUUUCGUUGUUAGGUUAUUGUGUUGAUAAACGGAAACGAGUUGUGGUUUAUGAGUACAUGCCGAAUCGGAGUUUACAAGAGUCGUUGUUUUCCGAUCGGAGCUUGUGUUGGAACAGAAGGUUUGAGAUUAUUCUAGAUGUUUCUAGAGCUCUUGAGUUUCUUCACCGUGAGUGUGAUCCGCCGGUGAUUCACGGCGACGUGAAACCUAGCAAUGUUUUGCUUGAUGCAGAGUUUCGUGCGAAGAUUUCCGAUUUCGGAUUAUCGCGGUUGAAGAUUGAGCCGGAGUUCGGUGUUGAUUUGUUCAGUCAGGAUUUGUCUGGAACAGUUGCAGGAGCCGGUACCGGUGCCGGAGAGUCGCCGGCGAUCGGAACUCCGGUGGAGAGUAGUACGGAGGUUGAUUUUGCUCUUGCGUUACAAGCUUCUUCGUCUUCUACACCGAUAAACAGUAAGGUUGUUUGUAACCGUUUGAAAGGGCUAGGGUUAGGGUUUACGGAUGAAAAAGGGAAGGAUGUUUCAGUUAGUCACAUUCAGAAUGAAUUCACUAAGUAUGAUAAUGAUGAUUCAUGUCAUAAUUUUGAUAAUAAUCAUGUCAGAGAGUCGAAUUCGAAUGCGAAUGAUUCGAAUUCGAAUCCUGUUGAUGGGCGUAAAAGUUGUAAGAAACAAUGGGGAAAAGAUUGGUGGUGGAAACAGGAUGGUAGCGGUGAGCUUUCGUCAAAAGAUUAUGUUCAGGAAUGGAUCGGAAGUCAGAUCUGUCCGACGGCGAAUGCAGAAUGGGACGAUGAUAAAAAUUCCGAAAAACGGGAGUUUGAUCAGUCACCGAAGUUAAACACUUGUAACGAGAACAAAACUUCCGGACAUGAAGAACAUGAAGAGCAUAGAGGGUGGAAACAGCAUAGGAAAAUGCAAGAGUGGUGGAAGGAAGAACAUCUUGAUGAACUCACUAAUAAGCGGGUCGAAAAGAAGAUUAAACGAAGAUUCAAACUCAAAAUCUUUCGAUGGAAACGGAAAGCGAACAGGCAUGAUCACAAAUCGGAGAUCAGUUUUAGGAAGAAUUCAAAGAACACUGAAAUGUAUAGUGGCGAUGUGUUUAGUCGAGAAUUAAGCAGCACGACGAGUAUGAGGGGAACACUUUGCUAUGUGGCACCGGAAUAUGGUGGCUGCGAGUACUUGAUUGAAAAAACCGACAUCUACAGUUUUGGGGUAUUGAUUCUCGUGAUUGUUUCGGGUCGCAGGCCAUUACAUGUACUUGCUUCGCCGAUGAAGCUUGAAAAGGCGAAUUUAAUAAGCUGGUGCCGCCAACUAGCUCAUGGUGGCGAUUUACUGGAACUCGUGGACGAGAGACUGAAAGACGAUUAUAACAAACCUCAAGCGAUUUUGUGUGUGAAUUUGGCUCUUGCUUGUCUACAAAAGAUGCCAGAGUUGCGGCCGGAUAUCGGGGAUAUUGUCAAGAUUUUGAAAGGGGAAAUGGAGCUUCCAGUGGUUCCGUUUGAGUUUUCUCCAUCGCCGCCUUCGAAAUUGGUUGGAAGAUCAAGAUCUCGGAGGAAGAGCAGAACGAAUGCCGAUUAACGGAUUCCACGUUAGUGUUUAGCAAGAUGAAUGCAUAAGUCUUCGUAGGGUGGCGUAGUGGUAAGCACUUGUGUUUUUUCUAACAAAAAUCUUAGUGUUUUUACCGGUUUUUUGCCUUUAACCUUGGAAGGUCAUUUUCGGGCCUCAUGAGUUAUCGGUAACGGGUUCUCAUGAUACAGAGGGUGUAGCUUGAUAUAGAAGAUGGGGUAUAGGGAAAUGGCAUGGUUCUUAAUUUGAUUGAAGGUGUUUGUGUGUUAUUAUUGCAUUUGUGUAUAUAUUGUAGGGUUAGAGUUUGGAUUAAUUUGUAAGAUUAUUAAUCAUCAUAUUCAAUUGAGGGAUAAGGGAUGUUAUGGAUUUUAUAAAUGUUAUACAAGUUAAUUCAUUUGAUGAA
Messenger RNA from Helianthus annuus (common sunflower), 2727 nucleotides. RefSeq names its product putative receptor-like protein kinase At1g80870. Gene Ontology annotation, molecular function: ATP binding; protein kinase activity. NCBI's taxonomy places the organism in Eukaryota, Viridiplantae, Streptophyta, Magnoliopsida, Asterales, Asteraceae. The transcript has a single exon. Gene Ontology annotation, biological process: protein phosphorylation. The record is from RefSeq and is a predicted model, not a curated record. The coding region runs from base 360 to 2336 and encodes 658 amino acids.